AUGCUCAACAUGAUGCUUGAGCUAGCCGGAUAUCCUGAAAGCUCAGCGACAAUUCACUCGGAAUUCUUCCGUGAGUCGGUUGCCCCCUCUUUGGGUCAACACCCAAAGGGCACCGGAGAGCCGGCACACUGGAAAAGCUUCAUGACAGACGAUCAUACUCCCGUUGAGCUGAGCUGGUGCUGGUCAACUGCUCUUGAUACUCCCAAGGUUCGAUACUCGGUUGAGCCUAUAGGGAGGUGGGCUGGUCAGCCAGCCGAUCCCACCAAUACCCUUGCUAGCCUACGGUUGUUUGGCGACGCUCUUCAACUUUCGCCAGAGAUGGAUCUUUAUCUCCACCGACAUUUUGAACAGUCUCUAACGUCUCCAAAAUCAUGCAGUGAAGAAGAUUUUGCUCAAAAUCCUCAGUCGCAAAGCUUCAUGGCCUUUGAUCUCCUGGAAAAGACUAUUGUUGUCAAACAAUACUACCUGCCUGCUUGGAGGGCGUUGGCAGAGAAGAAAACGAAUUUCGCUGUUGUCGAGGAAGCCAUUAUAAAUGUCCCGACACUAGGAAACUCCUUGUUGAGCUCGUUUAGUGUGUUCACGAACUACAUUGAAUCAUUCCCGGAAGAAAAGCGCCCAGUGGUGGAAAUCGCAGCUAUUGACUGCCUAGACCCUUUGAAGUCUCGGAUCAAGGUUUAUGUUCGAUCACGCUCAACAACCCUACAAAGCGUGCUUGAUAUUUUAACGAUAGGGAACAAAGCACCCAAGAGCUCUGAUGAGGAGCAAUCGUUACGGGAAUUGUGGCACUCGGUGUUUGGCUUAGAUCAAGAGCAGAGUGAUGAAACACCUCUUUCGCAAAAGGAUCAUCGAACGAGUGGGAUUCUUUACUACUUCGAAUUCAAAAGCGGUGCACCCAUUCCCAAGACAAAAGUCUAUUUGCCUGUGAGACAUUAUGCACAAAAUGACGAUCAAGUUGCAAGAGGUUUGUCUGGGUUUCUGGACCGCAGAGGGAAGAAAUUGGCUACUGGACCUUACCUUGAAGGUGUACAAACGCUAUGGUGA
Messenger RNA from Penicillium crustosum, 1041 nucleotides. Its product is annotated as Aromatic prenyltransferase DMATS type. Gene Ontology annotation, molecular function: transferase activity, transferring alkyl or aryl (other than methyl) groups. The transcript has a single exon. The record is from RefSeq and is a predicted model, not a curated record. NCBI's taxonomy places the organism in Eukaryota, Fungi, Ascomycota, Eurotiomycetes, Eurotiales, Aspergillaceae. The coding region runs from base 1 to 1041 and encodes 346 amino acids. Gene Ontology annotation, biological process: alkaloid metabolic process.